Trichoderma virens Gv29-8 is the source of this 822-nucleotide messenger RNA. RefSeq lists its product as uncharacterized. The record is from RefSeq and is a predicted model, not a curated record. Bases 1 to 822 code for a protein of 273 amino acids. The transcript is spliced from 4 exons. NCBI's taxonomy places the organism in Eukaryota, Fungi, Ascomycota, Sordariomycetes, Hypocreales, Hypocreaceae.
AUGCAUGCCACGCAGAAAUUGCAGCCUUCAGAUGAGCCGCUCUCGCUCUAUGCAAUCGCCAUUCGUCACUGCCGAGAGCGCCUGAUUGUCCAGCCCUUGGCAUGGACGAAUCGCCAGCUUGAGCUGCUACAGUGCUCAUUCAGCGAGCCGUCCGCUGCUUCUCCGGCCUUACAGUCCAACUUCAUAUGUCCUAAUGAUGGCACCAUCUUUCUAAACAAUUUCUUCCGCCUUCAGCCUAUAUGGCCUACGUGGCCUAGCCGAGAGACUGCAAUACGAAUGCUGCUUGCAUCCCCAGACUGUCCCCUAGAGGCCUCGAUCAAUCUUCGCGUAUAUUUCGGAAAUCGUCGUUCCAAGAAGCUGCCGUGUUCCGUCUUCUACCCUAGGUGCGACAACAGUAGCGGCGAGCCUAUCAAAGAUGUGUCACCGGUAGCCGCGCACAUUGAAUAUAACCACAUUGCCAGCUUGCGCCAAGCUCGAUUUCUUCCUAUGAUGUUGAGGCCGAACCCCCCUGUCAAGUCAAUACGACUCAUUCUAUGGAAGCGCCACUCGCCGGCGUGUCCCCUUAAAGAUCCAUACAUUGUUGCCAUCCUAAUUGCUCUGGCGCAACGUCGGAAGUUCAUCAUGUCGGAAUGUGGGCGCACAAUAGGAGCUGAGACAAUAUUUCCUGUCAAGCUUUUACUCACAUCUGAUGACCGCGACUCUUUCCACCUCUACUCGGCCAACAUUCCUUCUUCAUUUCUCAAUAUGUUUGAGAAUCCGAAAGUACCUCCUCCGUCGGAUGCUGUCACUGUUGUUGUCAAAUUCUUAGCAUCAAGCCAAUAA